UCUGUAUUAAGUUUUUUUUUAUGACUAAAGCAAUUUGUUUCUGCUGUUCCUUUAUCUCUCUCUUGUUUUUCUUCCUGCAGAGUCCAGCAGAGUGAAACCCCGAACAGUUACACCUGUCAGGUGCUGCUGAUGAUCACCAAUGAGAGUCUGGGUAAAUCCGAUGUGCUUGCCCGGCUGCUCAACAAUCUCGCCAGUACCAGCCUGAAAGUCCAAGCUGCAUACAUCAAUGUCCACUUAAUAGAGAACUGCCCAGAAGAAAACCCUCUUCACUAUCUUUGGCCUGAAACCAAACCCAGAGUCACUCAGUAUCUACCCUGCUUCCCCAACAAAGAUCUGAGCGCCUUCAGAAACUGUUUGAUAAACCCAGAAACCUUUGAGUCCCAGUGGUCGACAGCAAAUAUCACUAACUGCACAGUUACUGCAGAAAAUGCAGCUGAUGUGGCCGAGCAGCUGGCAGACUUCACCAAGAACAGUUUGUCCAAGGAGGAGGUCUCUCAGGUUGUGACAAAGGUGCAUGAGCUGGUCAACGUUGCCAAGAUUGACACCACAGUGGCUGAAUCAGUGGUCCACAUCAUCUCCAACGUCAUGAUCAGCUCAGACCAAGCCCUGGUCAACACGUCCAAUAUAGCGCUGAAGGCUGUAGAAGAGCUGGCUAAGAAAGUGGAGUUCGAUGGUCCAUCAGUGAACAUCACCUCCAAACAUCUGGCUUUGGGAAUACUGACCCUCAACACCACGUCGUUCAACGGGACAUCAUUCAGCGCCUUCUUCCUUCCAAACUCCACAGAGCCACAGAUCGAGUUUGACCAGACAGCACACCCGCUAGCUCAGGUCACGCUUCCCCCCUCCCUGCUGUCCGGGGUCACGAACGGCGAUUUUAACAGGUCGUCUCUGUCCAGGAUCAACUUCAUGUUCUUCAGCAGCCCCAACUUCUUCAUGAAAGAGCAGAAAGGUCUGUCUCUGAACAGCUAUGUGGUGGCCAGCAGCGUCGGGAACUUCUCCAUCAAACAUCUGAAAGACCCGGUGAAGAUCGAGAUGGCCCAUCUGUCUGAUCAGGUCUCCUCCCAUAGAGAGUGUGUUUUCUGGGACUUUGACAUGAACAAGGGCAAUGGAGGCUGGAACAACAAAGGCUGCAGUGUUUCCAAACAGUCAACCAUCAACAGAACAGUCUGCCACUGCAACCAUCUGACUCACUUCGGUGUCUUGAUGGACAUUUCCCAGACUUCAUUUCGAAUCGAUCCAGAAAACACGAAGGUCCUGACAUUCCUCUCCUACAUUGGCUGCGGUAUCUCAGCCAUCUGCUCCGCUGCCACGUUGCUCACCUACAUCGCCUUCGAGAAACUGCGUCGAGAUUAUCCGUCUAAGAUCCUGAUGAACCUCAGCACGUCGCUGUUGUUUCUCAACAUCGUGUUCCUGUUGGACGGCUGGCUCGCCAGCAUGUUUGACAAUGAGGGGCUGUGCACGUCUGCGGCCGUCCUCUUGCACUACUUCCUGCUGACCUCCUUCACCUGGAUGGGCCUGGAGUCCGUGCACAUGUACAUCGCUCUGGUCAAAGUCUUCAACACCUACAUACGCAGAUACAUCCUCAAGUUCUGCAUCGUGGGAUGGGGUUUACCUGCACUCCUGGUGGGAAUCGUUGUCUCUGUGAAUAAAAACUAUUACGGUGUCUUGAAGGACCGCAAAGAUGAAUCUCCAGUGAUGUGUUGGAUCAAGGAGAAGAGCGUCUUCUACACCACCUGUGUGGGUUACUUCUGCCUGAUGUUUCUGCUGAACGUGGCCAUGUUCAUCGUGGUGAUGAUGCAGAUCUGCGGCCGCAACGGCAAACGCAGCAACCGCACCCUGCGAGAGGAGGUUCUUCGAAACCUUCGGAGCGUCGUCAGCCUCACCUUCCUGCUUGGGAUGACGUGGGGCUUCGCUCUGUUCGCCUGGGGACCCGUCUACCUGACCUUCACGUACCUCUUCACCAUCUUCAACUCUCUGCAAGGUCUCUUCAUAUUUAUCUUCCACUGUGCUCUGAAAGAAAACGUGCAGAAGCAGUGGAGAAGAUACCUCUGCUGUGGCCCCUACAGGCUCUCAGAAAACUCAGACUGGAGUAAGACGGCCACCAACAACACAAAGAAGGUGAGCUCAGACAACCUGGCCAAGUCCCUGUCCUCCAGCUCCUUCGGCUCCAGCACCAUCAGUUGGACCUCCAAGGCUAAAGCCACGCUGACACCGUUCACCAAACGAAACAGGAACACAGACAAGCGUUCCUCCAACCAGACCGGCCCCAAGUGCGUCUCCUCGUCCUCUUCCUCCUCCGAUGUGGAGCCAAACUCCUCUUCCUCCUCCUCCUCCAUCCUCCCUGUCAGCCAAAUGAUUGACAAGGUGAAAGGUUACUGCUCCACACGCACCGACAACUUCUACAAGAACAUCAUCAUGUCCGACAGUUUCGCCAACUGCACCCGGCUCUAGAGCUGCAUUUUCAGAUUCAGGCUCCUAGAAGACCUUUUGUAAAUAUUCUCAACACUUUUUCAGCCCAGUAUGAGCCUUUUUUCUGAAACAUCUUCAAGCGUUUAAGAUUUCUUUGCCGUUGUUAGCCUGGGAAGAUUGUUUUGAUUUAAAAGGAGCUUCAGAAUCUUUGGAAAUCGGACCCAGAACAUCUUCUGGAACGGCUGUUUUUCCACCCAGAAGAAUGGAUCAAUAUUUCUGCCGUCCUCUAAUGCACCUACAACCUUAAGGGAAAUGCUUUAAAUGUUUUAUUUUAUUAUUUUUUCUGUCUUUUAAAUGUUUGAUGUCAUCAUUGUAGAAGUAGCAGGAGAUUGAAAUCUGGAAAUCCUUAUAGUCAAGAAUUUUGUUCACGUUCAGCUCAUUAAAACAAAAUCAGUGACAAUAAAAACUAGUCCUGUCCUCAAGAUUUCUAUAAACUGUAACAGAAUUAAUGUUUUCUUAAUUUCAAGGAACCCCCAACACCAGCUUUACCGCAACCGGCAGAGUUUCUGAUGAUAAAGGAAAGAAAAAGUGUUUGUUGGCGAGAAAUGGAGCAGUUUAUUUGUCGCACAACAGAUUAUUAAAAAUGAUCAGCGCACACAGCUGCAAACCCUAAAACAGAACGAUAAGUGCUGGUUAAAAAGGAACCAGCACUCACCAUGGAUCCAUCUUCGGGUUUAAUCGGUGAAAGAUUACGUCUAUAUAUACAUAUAUGUACGUGUGUAUGUAUAUUUGUGUGUAUGUAUGUGAAAAAAAAGGCUAAACUGACACGGCUAAAUGCAGUCUUAAAUAUUUAUGUCUGACUUAUUUAGAUGAGACUCCACAUCAGGUCGAAUAUGACCAUGAGUCAGGCAUGAAUUUUUAAACUGCAUUUAGCUGUGUCUGUUUAGCCUUUUUUUUCACUCAUAUAUUCAACACAAACAAUUGAAAAUAUGUGAGAAGCACAUUGAAAGAAUCAUAAAUCAUGCCAACCAAUGUCAAAAGGCAGAAAGCAAUGCUAAAGCAGCUUAAAUUUAAUUCACACUCUGCACAUGUAAAAGCUAUUUUCACAAUCUGUGCAGUUUUGCUUUUGCAACUUUAACACUAAAACUUUUCUGUAUUUCCUGUUUGGUUGAGAGCUAAAUAGUGGUUAAUAUGAUGAAAUAUUUAUGUAUUUGUAAGAAUAAUUUUAUGGCAGAAAGUUUAUUUUUAGGUUUCAUGGAAACAUCUCUAAGCUGACUACAAGAUGCCUCCUGGAUAUCAUGAGUGAUAAUUUUAUUAAAGCACAAGUUUGAACCGCAACUACUCAUGCAGACAAAAACCCUUUGUAGUUAAACUCGCUGAGAGGCCAGUAUCAUUCAGCACAAAUGAGGGAUAUUUUUCAUCAGUUUAGAGUCUGUUUAUACACACAGAAUAAGCUAGAAAAGCAAUACAUGGUAACAGUUGUCACACUGGUUUAGCUUUCACCCCACCAUGCAGCGCCAGUUACAUUUAAUAAUUUUUAUGAACUCAGCUAACUGACUACAUUAAAAACAAAUGAGCUGCACCCUGAAGUGGUCCUUUGCAAACUCUGCAGAACACAAAAAUCCUUCUGGAAUCAGUUUGAAACAGCUCAACUGACAGGAACAAAUCAUAAAUAAAAAUCCCAAUAAAAACACCUGGUUUUCCACAUCCACGUGUCUCCAGGAUGACGUGAUGUUUUAAUUUGGAGCUACAGGGUGGUCAGAGACGCUGAUGCGAUCCUACUGUAUCAUAUAACUGCCGGACUGUAUCGAGGGAAAGAAGGGGAUUUGGGUUGGAGAAAAAUGGGCUGUUAUGUUCUGUAGUCCUUAUUGUUACUGUGAUGUGUGUCUGUGGAGCCAUAUCUUCUGUAAAUAGUGAUUUCUCAGUUCGAUGUGGCUUAUUCUCUAGCUUUGAGAUCUCUGGAUGCAGGAACGCUGUACAUGAAAUACAGAACAUUGUGAAACUCCAUGUGCAGAUGAGAUCAGAUGAGAGGUGCGUCGUUAAGAAGGGAAAGACGCAAUAACUAAGCUGAGAUUUUCUCUGUAUCCUAAAGAUUAGCAUCAUGUUUGGUUAAAAUUAGACGUGAUUUUUGGCAACUGUUUUUCAUCUUUGACGGCAACAACUCUCUUUGCAGCUGUUUGGGUGAAGAUUGAAUAAAUAUACUUUAUUGUUA
This is a messenger RNA of Girardinichthys multiradiatus, 4621 nucleotides long. Its product is annotated as adhesion G-protein coupled receptor G6-like. Gene Ontology annotation, molecular function: laminin binding; G protein-coupled receptor activity. Bases 130 to 2451 code for a protein of 773 amino acids. Gene Ontology annotation, cellular component: membrane. The transcript has 19 exons. NCBI's taxonomy places the organism in Eukaryota, Metazoa, Chordata, Actinopteri, Cyprinodontiformes, Goodeidae. Gene Ontology annotation, biological process: myelination in peripheral nervous system; adenylate cyclase-activating G protein-coupled receptor signaling pathway; cell surface receptor signaling pathway. The record is from RefSeq and is a predicted model, not a curated record.